AGGCAGGAGAGUUUGAUCCGUCGUCCCGUUCGUCCUCAUCGGCCGGACGAUGAGAAGAUUGCGGUGAAGGAGAACGUCAUGGAAGUCCUGGAUCGGACGCUGAGUCGGGAUCGCCAGGUCUGGAGUAAGCAAAGAGGUAACUUGGGUUUUCAUCGCGAGAUUCACUCGGCUGGUGAUAUCCGCUGAUGAAUCUCCCUGCAGCUACCGUCAGAGUGUGUUCCCAGACAAACUUGAACAAGUUCGAACCUUCAACGCUGCAACGAUCCAGCCCGAAGAAGUCUGUCAGACUCGCCCAAGCAUGUCUUUCGCCUCCGCGUGCGUCACAAACACUCGACGGGCUCUCAUCUUCUAGCGAGUCACUCGUUCAUGGCUUAGGAUUGAUCACCGACAAAGCUGGCGAUCUUCAAUCCGCUCGACUGUCCUAUCUCUCCGACAUGUCUUUCUCAUCAGCCAGCAUCGAUGCAGCUUCUCUCCAUGAACCCAAUCGUUUCAUGCAGCCUGCACGUAUCGAUGGCAGUCUCGACAGCCUCAUCCUUCGUGAUCCAAGGAAGAGUCUUGCGCGACACUCCAGCCAAGCCAUCCCCAAAUCGAUGAUGCCCGUCGUACGCAAUCGCCCGCAGCCGACAGACCACAGCAAAAGCUCCAGUGCCCCUGACACACGCAUCUCCUCCCCUUCCGUCCACCACAAGUACAAGCAAGACGGCAGCUUCACCCCGAGAUGCCUGAAGAUCAAAGCCAGAGCGUCCGGGUUCUUCCAGAAGCUCGUUCCCCAAACGACCGCCGAGAAGCCCUCCGAUGACGCGGAACCAUCGCAACAUCGUCGAUACUCCUUCGUCCCUGGGAAGGAUACCCUCCGCCCAGACGCAGUCUCCACAGGAACAGGCCGCUCCCUGAGUCGAAGUCUCUCCCUGGGGUCCCUGCUCCAUACCUCGCGCGUCCCGUCUCGAACUCGCCGUUCCGACCCGCCGUCCUCAUCCUUGGCUCGCAAGGCACACUCCAGGACCCAGCCACCCUCCACAUCUCCAACUGAUUCAGAGAAUGCAAAUCUGAGCCUCGAUUCAUCCAUCAGUCUGAGAGAAGACUCCGAAGCCAGCUUGCUCACCGUCAUCGACCGAGCUGGUGACGAUGCAUUCGAUCGCGCAACUACCCUACUCUGUGGCCUUCCGUGUAAGUCUUCCCCGUCGUCGUCGUCGAUUUCGCUGGGCCGUGUCAGGAGACUCACGGCUGGCCGCAAGGAGAAUUCUCCGGGCGUGAGCAGAUGAUGGGGAUAGGAAAGGUGGAGCGGAUCUGCCCAUCAGGGCUGGGAGAUGAAUGUAUUGUCAGC
Molecule: messenger RNA, 1324 nt
Organism: Dissoconium aciculare CBS 342.82
Lineage: Eukaryota; Fungi; Ascomycota; Dothideomycetes; Mycosphaerellales; Dissoconiaceae
Exons: 1
Coding region: 186-1262 (358 amino acids)
Source: RefSeq, a predicted model, not a curated record